Messenger RNA from Amaranthus tricolor (Joseph's coat), 1555 nucleotides. RefSeq names its product probable disease resistance protein At1g52660. Gene Ontology annotation, molecular function: ADP binding. The transcript has 3 exons. The record is from RefSeq and is a predicted model, not a curated record. Bases 287 to 1480 code for a protein of 397 amino acids. Lineage: Eukaryota; Viridiplantae; Streptophyta; Magnoliopsida; Caryophyllales; Amaranthaceae.
CAGAUUCUCAUUUCUGGGUUAAAUUUUAUAGCUAUUUUAUAUCUACCCAAUGAAAUAGGUGAAGGCUGAAGUGUAAUCUGGGAUACCAAGAAGUUGUUUCCGGGUGCAUUUCUACACUUGGUUGUCCAUGUUUCAUCGGCGUGGCUCGUGACACAAGUUUAACUUUGGCUAUUACCUAUGGACUACUGUAUAUGCUGAAGUUUCAUGUCACAGUAUCAUCAGAGCUGAGGUGCUUACUUAAGGAAUUUCAUGCGGCAGUUCAGAGAAGCGGAGUAUUUUUAAAGCCAUGUUGGCAUCGGACAUUAUCACUCUUGGAGCUGCUAUUUUCGGACUGUUGACAUCUAUUGCAGGCUCAUCAGCUUGCAUUUAUAAUUCUUAUCGAACGAGUAGAAUCAAUUUGUCGAUUCUGAAAGUAAAAGUGCACAACUUGGAAAUUUUGAUUGAAGGACUUCAACAGAAACUAAAUAGUUUUGAUGUGAUUAAGCCCGAUCCUCGUCCAUGGAUCCGUGAAGCUAGAAAAUUUUUAGAUGGAGUGAAUGUCCCGGACUUGGAAAACCGUCUGAACGAUAAUGUUUGCUACCGCUAUGGUGCUGUCAAGUCAAUUGAAGAUAAGCUUCAAGAACUCGAUGUUUUAUUGGAGAAUGUCAAACAAAUCAAUCAACAAAUUAAGAUCAAAGGGUCUAAACAGCCAGAGGUUAGCCUUGUCGGUUGUGCUCGAGAAGACAUACAACAGAAGAUUUGGGAGCUGGUUAAAAAUGUGGAAGCCAAUGGAACUGUGUGUAUUCAUGGAAUAGCCGGUGUUGGAAAGUCCGCUCUAGCGGCAGCCAUCCAUAACAAAGUGCUUAUAGAGUUGGCGGGUUUCGAGAGUAUCGUUUGGGUGAAUGUCGAGUAUGGAUUGGGACUCAAACAUGUUCAAGAAGAGCUUGCAAGCAAGUUACAUGUAGACCUUUCGGGAAUUACAGAUAAUGUCGAAAGGUCUAAGGCGCUGCGGAGUGCACUGGUGCAAAUGGGGAGGUUUCUGCUGGUAUUAGAUUCUAUGUGGCAACCCUUUUCAUUGCACGAUAUUGGAAUCCCAGAACCUGAUGCAGGUUCAAAGCUGAUAGUGAUUUCAAGGAAUUUUUCCGUCUGUAGAAAGAUUACGAGAAAAAUCAAACGCAAAGAAAUAUUCGAAAUAAAACCACUUUGCGAAGCUGAGGCUUGGGAGCUGUUUGAGAGUGAAGUGGGGACUAAUAUAAUGCAUUUAGAAAGCGAGACUCUUCGUAUUGCACGAACUGUGAUACACAAUCUCGAUGGCCUUCCAUUGGCGAUCAAAAUGUUAGCCGAAAAUCUCAGUGAAAUUCAUGAUGAUUACAGUAGUCGAAUCAAUGCUGCUUGGCGAGAAGAGUUAUUUGCAUUGAGCCGAUCAUCAUAUAUUCUCGGUAACAAAAGCCAAGAGUUAUAUGAUUGUUUCAAGGGUAACAAAAAGCAAAUUAUAUGGUGAAUCAUGUUACACUGGUCCAGCCCACCUUAUACUAAUGUCCUAAAUUUGCCCCUAUUAGCAUGGUGAAGGGGAGUG